Messenger RNA from Colletotrichum truncatum, 579 nucleotides. Its product is annotated as HIT domain-containing protein. The record is from RefSeq and is a predicted model, not a curated record. Gene Ontology annotation, biological process: nucleotide metabolic process. NCBI's taxonomy places the organism in Eukaryota, Fungi, Ascomycota, Sordariomycetes, Glomerellales, Glomerellaceae. Gene Ontology annotation, molecular function: catalytic activity.
AUGACACCGGCCGCCUUCGACUCGGGCGUAGAGCCCCCGGAAUCGAGCUGCCCCUUUUGCAUUAUCGCAGACGAAUACCCUUCCUACGACCCGUCCGACCCCCCGCAAGACGACGCGACGCUGAACCCGAAUAGAGUCAGUACGCCGGCCUUCGUCGUGCUCUCGACGCCGACCCUCAUCGCCUUCCUCGACAUCCUCCCGCUGUCGCGCGGUCAUCUUCUCCUCUGCCCGCGCACGCACCGUCCGAAGCUGACCGAUGCUUCACCGGAAGAGUCAGCCGAGAUGGGCCGGUACCUGCGCAUUCUUUCCAACGCCCUCGCGCGCACGACGGGCGUAGAGGACUGGAACGUUGUGCAGAACAACGGGGCGGCCGCUGCGCAGGUCGUCAUGCACAUGCACUUCCACCUCAUUCCGCGACCCGAGAUCCGUGCCAGCGGCCGGUACAGCGAGAGCUUCACCAUGUUUGGGCGAGGACGCAGGGAGGAGCUGGACGAGGAGGAUGCCGAGCACUUCGCCAAGGAUCUGCGGGAAAACGUGGCUGAUAUUCUACGGGAGGAGGCACAUAAGUCUAAGCUGUGA